Messenger RNA from Clonostachys rhizophaga, 1083 nucleotides. The record is from the annotation of a GenBank genome assembly. Lineage: Eukaryota; Fungi; Ascomycota; Sordariomycetes; Hypocreales; Bionectriaceae.
AUGCGUGGGAUCCAGAUUGCUGAAUAUGUCAAGAGUCCCAACGAGCUCAAGGUAACGGAGCUCCCUGACCCGUCACCCAAGCCGAAUGAGUACGUCGUGCAGGUCCACGGCGCGGCUGCCAAUUUCUUCGACAUCCUCCAGAUCCAGGGCAAAUAUCAGAACCAGCCACGUGAGUUUGCCAGACCAAAACCGCCUUCGCCCUUCAGCCUUUUUGAUAUUGACCAUUUCUCCCCUCUCACAGCCUUCCCAUGGGUCGCCGGCUCCGAGUUCUCGGGCGUCGUCGUCUCCGUCCCGGCCAACUCGAGCUCCCCUCGCUUCCCGGUGGGCAGCCGCGUGUUCGGCGCCAGCCAGGGCGCCUUCGCGACCAAGCUGGCCGUCCCCGAGAGCGCCCUGCUCCCCGUGCCCGACGGGUGGUCGUUCCAGGAGGCGGCGGGUCUGUUCGUCACCGCGCCCACCAGCUACGGCGCGCUGGUUGUCCGGGCGGGCAUCAAGGCCGGCGACAUUGUGCUGGUCCACGCGGCCGCGGGAGGUGUCGGUCUGGCCGCUGUUCAAGUCGCCAAGGCAUUCGGCGCAACCGUCAUCGCAACAGCGUCAACAGAGCACAAGCUCGAGAUCGCGAAGCGCUUCGGCGCCGACCACGUAGUCUCCUACAACGACAAGUCGUGGUCGCAGCAGGUCAAGGCCCUGACCCCCAAGGGCCGCGGCGUUGACAUCGUGUACGACCCCGUGGGGCUCGUGGACCUCUCCACCAAGUGCACCGCCUGGAAUGGGCGCAUCCUCGUCGUGGGCUUCGCGGCGGGCAGCAUCGAGAAGGUGCCCACCAACAAAUUCCUGCUCAAGAACAUCUCGCUGGUCGGCAUCCACUGGGGCGCGUACACCCGGAACGAGCCCGAGACGAUCCUCACCGUCUGGAAGGGGAUCAUGGACCUCGUCAAGGCCGGGAAGCUCAAGGGGACCGAGUACUCGGACCAGGAGUUUGUUGGCUUGGAGAAGGUCUCGGAUGCGCUGACCGCGCUGGGAAGCCGCGGGACAUGGGGCAAGGUUGUGAUCAAAGUCCCCCAGGAGGGAAGCAGCAAGCUUUAA